AGAGGGGCAUGUGCUAGGGGAUGGGGGACUUUGCCCCUAUCUCUGUGCUCAGCCUGAUGCCUUCGAGGAGAAUACAUAUUAGGCUUGCCUUCGAGCAUGACCAUAGCUCAUAUUUUGUAUUCUCAACCCAAGGACUCGAUUCCCCUUGACCUACACAUUCCGGACUUUGGAUGGCACCUGUUCCCCACGGUGGUGGCUACGAUCUACACUAUUCUAACUCUCCCAUCGCUCCUGUCAAUCCAUACCAUCAAACUCCGGGUAGAAUUCCUCACGGAGGAGGCUACGAUCUUGGAGCAUCCUAUUCUAGCCCACUAGCCAACACUCAACCUCAACCCCUCGCCGCUCCAGUAUGUUUGCCGCUCAAUCUUUAG
Messenger RNA from Trematosphaeria pertusa, 371 nucleotides. RefSeq lists its product as uncharacterized. Bases 97 to 315 code for a protein of 72 amino acids. The record is from RefSeq and is a predicted model, not a curated record. Lineage: Eukaryota; Fungi; Ascomycota; Dothideomycetes; Pleosporales; Trematosphaeriaceae. The transcript has 3 exons.